AUGUGGCACAUGCUGGAUGGCCGUUCGCUGACCGCCGACGCACUUGCUCGUGCUGCUGUGGUUGUCGCUGUGGAAGUACUACUCCUAGGCACUUCGUUUCUCAACAUCUGCGUCAUAUUCACGACCGCCGACCUGUACGAUGUCAUUGGAUGUUACCUGAUAUCUCUGUCUGUUGCGGAUCUGCUGGCCGCAUUGUUCAUCGUGCCGCUAAGCUUAUAUAGCACGUUAGAUCCGAACUGGCGAUUCAUGGGCGACAAUUCCCUCAUUUGCAAGGGUAGUGCCUAUCUUCAAAUCGCACUGUUUUGCUCCACCGUGUACACGUUUGCCUGGAUCUGCAUCGAUAGGUACUCGGCGAUGAUGAAACCUUCUCGAUAUGCAGAUCAGUCUCUUACACGCUGUAAAUGUUGGAUUGUCUUUAGUUGGCUUACUUCACUUUUGCUGUGCUGUCCAAUUGUCGUUGCACAAAUGCAGGUUGUUUUUCUUGAGGAAGCUCAGCUAUGUGUACUCGAUUGGACUGCAACAUCCGCUUACAGCAUGACUCUACUCCUACUUGUAUUCCUGCCCACUAUUGUUACUGUUUUCAACACUGGAUAUAAAAUCAUCAGUGCGAUGCGGAACCCAGAUCAGCUUGAAGACAACCAGCGAAUGGUGAUCGAGACUGAUCCAAAUUUUGUGCUCACCAUGUUCCUACUUGUUGCUUUCGUACUUUCGUGGUUACCUUUACUGUGUCUCAAAGUGUUCGAAUAUUUCUUUCCCCCACAACCGGACGCUGAUUUAUCUCUGGCCACUUUCAUAUUUGUGUGGCUGGCCAUCGCAGGACCUUCUGCGAAAUUUCUAAUUUAUAUGUUCAUCAACGGUGCGUUCCGCAGCAGUUUUCUGUCCUGGAGGCCAUGUCUAUCCAUAUGUUGUCCAGCUGGCAGACAUCAGGAUUAUCGCGAUAUAACUUUCAAUUCUUAUUUAUAA
This is a messenger RNA of Angiostrongylus costaricensis, 963 nucleotides long. NCBI's taxonomy places the organism in Eukaryota, Metazoa, Nematoda, Chromadorea, Rhabditida, Metastrongylidae. The record is from the annotation of a GenBank genome assembly.